Molecule: messenger RNA, 6108 nt
Organism: Bipolaris victoriae FI3
Lineage: Eukaryota; Fungi; Ascomycota; Dothideomycetes; Pleosporales; Pleosporaceae
Exons: 1
Coding region: 1-6108 (2035 amino acids)
Biological process (GO): chromatin organization
Cellular component (GO): nucleus; HIR complex
Molecular function (GO): protein binding; nucleosome binding
Source: RefSeq, a predicted model, not a curated record
AUGGUGCAGUCGAAAGCUUCAGUAUGGCAUCCCUACAAUGUCGAAAUUCCCGAAGAAACCGCCGAAGAGGAAGUCGACGACACCCAGGAGAUCCAGAUCGAAGAAGCCUUGAAACUCUACCAGACUGCCUUGAAGCUCCAUUCUGAAGGCCCCGCAUCUUUUGAAAAGACCGCUGCAGCAUAUAAGGCUCUAUUCGAUUCUGAUAUCUUCAAAUACGCCGAAUCGCUAUCGGAAUUCCAACGGCACGAAGUCUUUGGCGAAGACCUGGUCUUUGACACCAUAUUGGAGGAUGACUAUGACGCAGGUCCCGUCCAGUCGACUGGCGCCGCUGACAGCGCCCCGAAUACCCUCCAACAGAUCCUCCAUUUAUCGUACAAGAAUCAUGGCCAGUUCUUGCUGGAGUCCAUGCAGCAUUGGGUUACAACGAAUGGCCCAACACCUCAGGUGGAAGCUUGGAGCAAAAUCCGCGACGCCCUCAACUACUUUGCUGAAGCGCUGGACAAGGAGGAUACUGAUCUCGACCUGUGGCUGCGAGCUGCUUCGGUCGCCGCCAUGCUGGGUAGUAAGCGCCUCACACGCUAUUGUCUAGAAGCAGUACUUGAUGGAAAUGACGAACAGUGGGAGAGUCUAUUGCGACUGCCAGGAUUGGAAGAAGAAUUUGCUGGUCAACAGCUGCGUGAACUUGUUGAGCGACUGGAAGAUAACGUUUCUCUCCAACAGGCGCCCUUGUCACUGAUGAAGCGGAAGAAACUAUCAGAGAUGCUGAGGAAGAGGCUAAAUCCAUUUCAGUUUGCACCUCUUCCUGCUGACGUUGCCCUUGCUGAAAAUCUUCACAAUAUCAAGGCUGCGCCAGAGACUGUGACACUGAGCCCGACAAAGUGGGAUUGGGCAAGCGUAGGCGAGAUCAUCCUCCGGCAGUUUCAGGCAGAGCAACAGGGAAUGGCAUCCAAUGUUCCUUCAGGGUCAAACAUAGUGUUCAGCAUUCCCCCUGAUAGCGGCACCCCAGAUCGAAUCGAGUCUGCACCCGAAUUGGAACCUAUCGAGCUCGCACAGGAUACCAUACCGGCAGCACCGGAGUCUACACCACCAUCGAAGAUUGAAGGGCCUGCUGCAGCCGAAAAGGAUGGUGAUGAUACCAUCAUGGAAGAGCAAACUACCGAGGCUGAUGUCAAGAGUGAGGAGGCCACAUCAACUGUACCACCGGAAGUCGCACCAGCUCCGUCCCGCAAACGGUCUACGGACUCUGCUGGACUACCAGAAACUGCCGAAGGAGGUCGAUCACGCAGUAAGCGAAUUCGCGGACGAGACACAAUCACCGAACCAGCCCCUGGAAGUGCUGCACAAGAAGCUAACAAACAGCUUGAUGCUCAGUUGGAGCCCUACACGCAUGCAGAUCAAUGUCUGUAUGAGAUCGUCAAGGACAUAUACUCACGCCUUGGUGUCGAGGGCAUAAAGGAUCCUGCUGAAUUGCGUAGACUCGUCAACCCGCUUCCGGAAGCGUCUGCUCCCAGUAUUACAGAUCCUAUUGACAAGGCAGCUUGCGAUGUUUUCACUGCGCUUCGAAGUGGGCACAUGAAGACUGCACAGAUAAUCUUGAGUUCUGAUUCUUUCGAUCUGCUAGGAGUAACGAGAGAACACGGAUUGAACGCAUUCUUAGGCUUCUCUAAAUCGAGUUCAAGUCAAGCCUGCACCAAGCCAGUCCUGGGUAGCGAGGGGUUGAAUUCAUUCGCGCGAAGUGUAAACAACAAUUGGUUCACAACCCAGGAGGUUGCAUUUGCUUGGAUUGAGAGCUUGUUUUCUCCCGGGUUCUGUCUACCCUCUGGAUCCCGUGCCACAGGUCAAUCAAGCUAUCUAUACUUCAGAUGGGCAGAUGAUUUGAAGAGGAACAUUGUACAAAUCAUUGUUCACAUCGAUGAGUUCAUCUACGAACGUAUGCUUGAGCGUGUCGAACAGCUCAACCGCAAGAUGCUGGAUGCUAGCCACCAAUCUCGAAAGUACCAGCUGUCUAACUUUGAUAUCGCACAGAUUGAAAUAGUGGAGGCCUUGUUUGAGCUGCACUUGGACAUCUAUUCGCUUAUCAAGCACCCACACAGUACGAUAGACAUUAAUACGCGAACUCUCCAGAGCGACAGGUUACAGCGAUGGUCCCACCUCGCACGAGACGUUAUACAGUUACGAUCUGACUGUCUACCAAGCCAGGAUUUGGAUGAUCUGGCUCUCCGUCAUAUUUGGGCUACAGUGUCACAAAUGAGCGUUAGCGAUGAGGUAGCACCAGAGCAUGUCUUGUCUGCUAUGGCCCAGCUGAAGACCAUGUUUGAGCGUUUGGGCGACCGUACGAUUCAGUUGCAGAACAAUGCUGUAAUGCCCGAGCUAUCAACUGCUGCGAUUGAUCGAGAACUCGUACGCAUCAGCAUGAAGGACUUCUUCCUUAAGGUUUUUGACCAAGACGAGCAGGAUCCAGUGACAGUAAUAGAAAGUCUGGAACCAAUCUUGGAAUUCGAAAACACAAGGGAAUCAAACAUGCCGGUUGAGUCAGCUGGCUCUGAUGAAGGCGCACCUGAUGCACGUAGCUCGCCCACUGGAAGUAUCGAAGGCUCAUCCACAGAUAAACAGCUUGGCCAUGCGUCUCCAAUUCUAGAGAUGCGCAAGUUUCUCGAUUCUGCAAACGUAAACGUACGACUGUCUCUCUGGAACAGGUUGCGUGUAGCCUAUGAAGCCAUCGACUAUCCUUCCAAAGUUAUAUCGUGCUUCUUACGAAGUAUCGAAGCCCUUGUGGAUGAUCUCGGAUCUUCGGCUUUCCAGGAGUUGCCAACGCUUGAUCGCCAACACAAGUUGUUGACCCGAUACCGAGUCAUUGACGACAUGGUUGUUAAGAUCCUUCAGAUAAUACGCGAUGAUGGGACGCCGCUCGACUGUAUUUACUACGAGCAUGUGCAAUCUUCCAUGUCAGCAAUUGCUAAACUGUUGCACAUCAUGUCGGCUGCAGACAUGCUCAGAGACUACAUCCGCAUCAACCAUAUCCCUAUGCCUCGAGUCGAAUCCCAUCCGAGCCAGGCAUUUGUCAAUAUGAUGGCACGACUUGGCGACAUACAUCUACGGCUCUGGAUGUUACAGUACCAUUUGCUCAAGGAUGGCUUAUCCCAAGAUCACGAAAGCUUCCCUACUCCUUCCGAGGAUCUAUUCGAAUACAUUCGUCAUGUGCACCAUGCUACUGGUGUGCGUGGCUUCUGCCAUCUGUCAAACCGUCAGUUUUUGAGGCUUGCAAAAGAUGAGUUACUUCGCAUUGACGAUGUUGUUGAUGGUCACAGUUAUGCCACCGAGCUCUGCCAGGUUCUUCACGAUCUUUAUGGUCUGAAGCUAUUUAUCGAGCCUUUGGAGUGCCAGGAUUUCCAGACCACACCAGAUGCCCUCGACAAAAAGACUGCCUUCAGCAUCUUGUCAUUCGCCAUGUCACAAGUUGCAAAGGUUGAUUUGAAAGAUUUGCCCAAGACAGAACUCAAAGGAACCAUCGAAAAGAUACAUACCGCGUUAGGUAGGCCCAAACAGAACGAUGAUAUCACUUUCAACCGCAAGGUAAUUUCAUCGUACUUCAAGUCACCUGUCAACCCUGUCGAGUUGUUCGGAUGCUUGAAAGGCGUUGGAUCGCUUGCAACCAAGCAUGUCCCUGCCGAAGAUGCCGUGGCUGCAUCCAAAGGUUGGUAUUACAUGAUGGGCAAUAUUGCACUCAGCAAGUUCAAGUCACAAAAGCGCAUGACUCAAGGACCUACAGAGGACUUGAACUAUGCUCAAGCGUUCUUUGUGCAGGACCUAGAGCACUCCAUUGAGCGUUGGGAGACGUGGUAUCGCCUUGCGCAAGCCAAUGACACCCAGCUUGAGGAGGCGGUCUCAUGGAACGCGGAUAAAAUGAACAGCAACAGCGCUGAUGUUGUCAAUUUCCAACGGGCUGCAAUCAACUGCUACAUCUUGGCUGUAGCCUGUGCUGUGCGCGACCCUAAUGUAGGACCAAAUACCCAGGCCAAGAUUGCGCAGAUGUACACAGAGUUUGGCAACCGCAUAUAUGCAUCUUCCAGGGAGCCUUUUAGAAUGGAGGCGUUCCAGAUUCGAGAGACUGAGAAGCGGUUCUGUAAUCUCCAGACAAAUGCAACUCUAUACAAAGAGGUCGCAUUUGCUCCAUUGCAGACUUACACAGCCUGGAAAUUUGCAAGCACACUUUACAAACGAGCAAUCAAAGGCAACCCGAACAAAUGGUGGAAUCACUACAUGCUUGGAAAGUGCGGAUGGAAGAUGUGGUCUACCAACGACAGCGCCAUGCGGUAUGCCAUGUCCAUUGGCGCACCUGUUGCUCCACAGAAUGGCCCAAGCUGGGAGUCUGUCAUUGAGGCCUUCACUAGUGCGAUCGAGACACUACCUGGAAAGAAAGGACGCAGCGGCGAGCCAGUUCUUGAGCCUCACUACAAACUAGUAUCCGUCACCCAUAAACUUUUCCAGCGUGGUGCCAUCGACUACGAAAAGGGAGUGGAGAUUCUCUCAAACACAUCGUAUGCCCAGAACAGCAAGGCUCCAGAAAGCGAAAACGACUGGCAGAGAUACAUUCUUGCCAUCUUGAAGUCCUUGCGUGCAGCAGACAAGUCAAGCUGGCACCAUCGUGUCAUAUCACGCGUUGCUCACACAAUCUACGAUAACGAGAAGAGCCCAUCUGUGGCUCAAGAUGCUAAGCAUGAACUUAUGCAGCAGAUGUUUACUAAAACCAUGGCUGUUCAGGUCUGGAAGCCCGAGAACGAGCGACCUGGCAGGCACUUUGUAUACACUACUCGCUACACCAAAUUUUUCAUCGAACUUCUGGACUUGACUGAGGAUAAGGCCAAUUUCGAAGCGCUUGCGAAACGCGUAAGACGGAAACAGACGGACUUUUUUGAACAUCAGAAACUGUGGCAAGAUCUAUGCACGCGUUACCUCAAGUUGCUACGAAGAAUUGGCAGUAUACCUGAAGGCCAAGAAGAUUCAGCUUUCAAAUCCGUCAAUCAUGAUGAAUUCAACACGCUUGCUCUUCGUUUGGAGGCGUGGUGUCAAAACUCAACUACGCAACACCCUGUACUGGAUGUUCUCCGCGACGCGAUCGAACUCAAACGCCUCAACAACGGCAUGAUGAAGCCUCUUCUCAUUGACGACCUCAUUGGAGAUACUUAUGCGAUGUUGUAUACAUCGAUUGGUCCCACUUUGUCACCCCUCCCAUCGGAGCAAGAACAACAGCAGCAGCAACAACAACAACAACAACAACAACAACAACAAGCUCUGCUUGCUCAGCCUCGACCAGCACCUUUUGGAGGCUCUGUAACAUCUACAGGCGCUGUACCCAUCUCAUCGUUGAUGCAAGUUCAGAUUGAUGGCUCAGCAGAAGGAAGCAACGGAUCACCUUUCAGCAUGUACCAUUCCGGUCAAAUGCCCUCUCAACACACCAACCAGAUGCCUCAGAUGGCGGCACAACCUGAACAACCAGUAAAGCCCAGAGUCAAGGCAGUCGGUCGUAGGGAAAUCGCAAGAAGGGCUGAAGCAUGUGUCCAGAAGACUGCUGCUGCCUCCGCUCAAUCUACCUCGAUUCCAAUUCGAUCACCUCCCCCUGCCAAUGAGGCGCUCUCUGCUGUCACCGAUCAAGCAGCAGCAUCACCAGACAAGACCGCCGAGCCCACUGCUGAACCGAACACAUCCACUGAAAACCUUCAACCCUCUUUCGACCAAAGCGAAACCGCCACCGCCGCUCCAAGCGUAAACAACGACGAACCCGCCCCCAGCGCUCCCGUCUCCGUCCAUGAUGACGCCGACGACGAAAGCGAGCUUAGCGAACUCGAUGAAGACGAAGUCGAGGAAAUCCACCAAGAAGUUCAAAACGACACUUUACGUCGCUCUGCCUCCAUUGCUGCUUUGAACAAGCCUCUUUUCCCCCGCUUAGCUGCAGCAGCAGCAAAGAUGGCUCCUGUGGAUAAACGCAUCGAGUCUGAACGCGGAGAUGAUGACCCGGAUGAUGAUGAGACAAUGGAUAGUGAUACUAUUCAUGUCACUGCUCCGAGGCCGGCGAGGGCGAGGGAUGAGGAUCGGAUGGAUGUGGAUUAG